AUGAACACAAAAUUAUCUUCGAAACGAUUCUCGGUGGGAUAUGAAUCGGUGAAUACCAAUAGUUCAAAGAUAAACGACAGUGUAACGCCCAUCACGGUUACCUGGGAGAAUAUUGAAGUGAAAACCCGGAAAAAAGGAAAAUCACUUCUGAAUCGAGUCUCCGGAAUAGCAAAACCGGGAGAAAUGGUGGCAUUGAUGGGUACAAGUGGUGCGGGAAAAACUACAUUGUUGAAUGUGUUAAUGGAUAGAAAUAUGAAGGGGUUGGAGAAGAAAGGAACGGUGAAAGUGAACGGGAAAGCCAUUGGCGAGAAGAUUUCGUUGAUUUCUGGUUUCGCACAACAGCAGGAGAUUUUCAUACCAACACUUACUGUGAAGGAGUAUUUAAUGAUACAGGCAAAAUUGCGAAUGAAAGCCAACAAGUCAACCCGGAUCGAGCGAGUAGAAGAGAUAAUGGACAUGUUAGGUCUUCAAAAGUGUCGAAAUUCGAAAAUUGGAAAUCCAGGACUUGUAAAAGGGAUCUCCGGUGGAGAAGCACGUCGUCUAACUUUUGCCUGUGAAUUACUAUCCAAUCCAUCGCUUCUUUUCGCCGAUGAACCAACUUCUGGCCUAGAUUCGUUUAUGGCGGCUACUGUAGUUCAGAUAAUGAGGGAUUUGGCGAAUUCUGGACGAACGCUAAUUGCAAUUAUUCAUCAACCAACAGCCGAUUUGUAUUUUCAAUUCGAUAAAAUUAUAUUUUUAUCGUUGGGACGGACUGCGUUUAUGGGAACGCCAGAGGAGUCCAUUCAAUUUUUCUCGGAUUGUGGUCAUCCAAUUCCAAAAAAUUUCAAUCCUCCCGAAUGGAUCCAAGAAAAGCUGUCCGUUCAACCAAUCGAGGAAAUUGAAAGCUAUCAAAGAAUCAUGAAUAUAAUUCAAGUUUUUGAAACUACAAAAUUCUCAAAAACAUCUACAAUUGAGCUGCAAAUGAUUCCGAGCACAAAACUACCCCCGUUCAUUGAAAAUCCGGGAUUUUUUGUGGAGACUGGAGCACUUUUGAAGAGAGCUUCUAUCGAUGUGAUCCGUUCGCCGGCUCAAAUGCGGAUGAAGCUGAUCCAAAAAAUCGUGAUGGGAUUGUUCAUCGGAAGUCUCUACUGGCAACAACCGCUCGAUUGGCGUGGAGUCAGAAAUACGAAUAGUGCUUUGUACUUUUUGAUCGCCGAGCUCACUUUUUCUACAAUGUUCGGGAUUAUGACGUUUAUGGAGCACGAGUUGCCAUUGAUUGCAAGAGAGUAUCAUGAUGGAUUGUUCUAUGUGAUUAGUUAUUAUGUUUCCAGAUGUCUGUCCUAUCUCCCACUUUUCACAUUCGAUGGAGCCAUCAUGGUGAUCAUUUCAUACUGGAUGAUUGGAUUGAACAAUACUUUGCAACAAGUUCUCAAAAGUAUUCUGAUUGCAGUUCUAGUUGAGCAAUCCGCCACGUCGUGUGGCCUAUUCUUGGCAUGUCUCUUUGAAACUACAUCGGUGGCUAUUGCGUUCGCUGUUCCGAUAUCGGGUCUUUUUGCAUUGCUCAGUGGACUUUACGGAAAUACAAACAAUUUUCCUGUGUAUAUUCAAUGGAUGCAAUGGACCAGUUGGUUUAGAUACGGUUUCGAAGGACUCGUUGUAAACCAAUGGACCAAAAUCGAUAAUCCGAAAUUUUCCAAUUUUUUUCGGGAUUUCAUUUUGGAUCAAUUCUCGUUCAAAGCUGAUAAUUAUCCAAUGGAUGUGAUUGGAUUGGGAUCAAUUGUUUUGUUUUUUUAUGUCGCUGGAUAUGUGGCACUUUUGGUCCGGAUAAGGAUGUCGAGAUGA
Caenorhabditis briggsae is the source of this 1821-nucleotide messenger RNA. RefSeq names its product Protein CBR-WHT-3 (gene Cbr-wht-3). Gene Ontology annotation, cellular component: plasma membrane. The transcript is spliced from 9 exons. Gene Ontology annotation, molecular function: ATP binding; ATP hydrolysis activity; ABC-type transporter activity. Bases 1 to 1821 code for a protein of 606 amino acids. The record is from RefSeq and is a predicted model, not a curated record. Lineage: Eukaryota; Metazoa; Nematoda; Chromadorea; Rhabditida; Rhabditidae.